AUGUUAGUAAAUAUAAAAAGCAUCUUAUGGAUGUGCUCAACCUUAAUAGCAACUCAUGCACUACAUAAAGUCAAAGUGGAUAAAAACCCACCUGUUAAGGGCUCCCUCUCUGGAAAAGUCAGCCUACCUUGUCAUUUUUCAACCAUGCCUACCUUACCACCCAGUUACAACACCAGUGAAUUUCUCCGAAUCAAAUGGUCCAAGAUCGAAGAGGACAAAAGUGGAAAAGAUUUAAAAGAGACUACUGUUCUCGUGGCCCAAAAUGGGAAUAUCAAGAUUGGUCAGGAUUACAAAGGGAGAGUGGCAGUGCCCACGCAUCCCGAGGACGUGGGCGACGCCUCCCUCACCAUGGUCAAACUGCGUGCCAGCGACGCGGGCCUCUACCGCUGUGAUGUCAUGUAUGGGAUUGAAGACACACAAGACACAGUGUCGCUGGCUGUGGAAGGGGUUGUGUUUCACUAUAGGGCUGCAACCAGCAGGUACACUCUGAAUUUUGAGAAUGCUCAGAAGGCUUGUGUGGAUGUUGGGGCGGUCAUAGCAACCCCAGAGCAGCUCUUUGCCGCCUAUGAAGAUGGAUUUGAGCAGUGUGAUGCAGGCUGGCUGUCUGAUCAGACUGUUAGAUAUCCUAUUCGGGCUCCCCGAGAAGGUUGUUAUGGAGAUAUGAAUGGGAAGGAAGGAGUCAGGACCUACGGAUUUCGUGCUCCUCAGGAAACUUACGAUGUGUAUUGUUACGUGGAUCAUCUGGAUGGUGAUGUGUUUCACAUCACUGCUCCCAUUAAAUUCACCUUUGAGGAGGCUGCAGAAGAGUGUGAAAACCAGGACGCCAGGCUGGCGACGGUGGGGGAGCUCCAAGCGGCUUGGAGGAACGGCUUUGACCAGUGCGAUUACGGGUGGCUGUCGGACGCCAGCGUACGCCACCCUGUGACUGUGGCCAGGGCCCAGUGUGGAGGUGGUCUACUUGGGGUGAGAACCCUGUAUCGUUUUGAGAACCAGACAGGCUUCCCUCCCCCUGAUAGCAGAUUUGAUGCCUACUGCUUUAAACCUAAACAGAAUAUAUCAGAGGCUACAACCAUCGAAUUGAAUAUCCUCGUGGAAACUACAUCUUCCAGUUUAUCCAAAGAACCACAAAUGGUACCUGACAGAACUACACCAAUUAUCCCUUUAGUCAGUGAAUUACCUAUCAUUACAACAAAGUUCCCCCCUGUGGGAAGUAUAGUAGACUUUGAACAGAAAGCUACAGUCCAACCUCAGGCUGUCACACACAGAUUAGCCACUGAAUUACCUACCCCUGCUGGGAGUACCAAGAAGACUUGGGAUAUGGACUACUACUCACCUUCUGCUUCAGGACCAUUUAGAAAGCCAGACAUACCUGAAAUUAAGGAAGACAUGCUCCAAAGUACAACUGUCUUCUCUCAUCAUGCUACUGAUUCAUGGAAUGAUGUUAUGGAAGAUACGCAAACUCAAGAAUCAGUUACACAGAUUGAACAAAUAGAAGUGGGUCCCUUGGUAACAUCUAUGGAAGUCUUAAAGCACAUUCCUUCCAAGGAAUUCUCUGUGACCAAAACACCAUUUGAACCUACAAGAAUGACUCUGGAAUCCAAAACUGGAAAGAAAACAGUAAGCACUAUUUCUGAAUUGGUAACCACAAGUCGCUAUGGAUUCACCUUGGGAGAAGAUGACGGUGAAGACAGAACACUUACACUCAGAUCUGGUCAGAGCAUUUUGGUCUUUAGCCAAAUACCUGAAGUCAUUACAGUGUCGAAGACUUCAGAAGACACCACCCGCAUUCAACUAGAGGACUUGAAGUCCGUCUCAGCAUCCACAGUUGUUUCACCUGUAACUGUGCCUGACAGUGAUGGAUCCUCCAUGGACAACUGGGAAGAGAAACAAACUGACGGCAGGAUAACCGAAGCCUUUUUUGGCCAGUAUCAGUCUACUACACCUUUUCCAUCACAGCGUCAUACAGAAGUAGAAUUGUUUCCUUAUUCUGGUGAUAAAAUAUUAGUACAGGGAAUAUCCACAAUUAUUUAUCCCUCUCCACAAGCAGAAAUGACACAAGGAACAGAAAGAACAGAAACACUAAGACCAGAGGUGACAACAGAUGCUUAUACAGAUUAUGAAAUACAGGAAAAGAUCACUAAAUAUCCAUUUAUAGGAAAAACAGAAGAAGAAGUCUUCUCUGGAGUGAAGCUCUCUACAUCUUUCUCAGAGCCAAUUCAUUUUACAGAGUCUUCUGUGGAAAUGACCAAAUCUUUUGAUUUGCCAGCACUGACAACAACAAAGUUAAGUGUGGAACCAACAGAAGCGAGAGAUGUGGAGGAAGACUUCAUGACAACUCUGACUGGACUAGAAACUGAUGAAGAUAUUACAACAGUGCCUUUGACUCACAGUACUUUAAGUGCAGAGGUGGUUGCUGUAUCAAAAUGGUCAUGGGAUGAAGACAGUACAACAUCAAAGCCUUUCGAGUACACAGAACAUGCAGGCUCUCCAAAACUGCCUCCUGCUUUACUCACCACUAUGGGAGUGAAUGGAAAGGAUAAAGAAAUCCCAGGUGUCACUGAAGAUGGAAGAGAUGAAUUUACUCUUAUUCCCGAUAGUACUCAAAAGCCGUUAGAGAAGGUUCCUGAGGAAGACUUAAGAGACCAUGGGAAAUUCACAGUUAGAUUUCAGCCAACUACAUCAACUGGUAUUUCAGAAAAGUCAACUUUGAGAGAUUCUACAACUGAAGAAAGACUUGCAUCUAUCACAAGCACAGAAGGCCGGGUUGUUUAUGCAGCCACAGAAGGAAGUGCUUUGGACGAAGGAGAAGAUGUGGACGUCUCUCAGCCAGUAUCUACUGUCCACCAAUUCAUACAUACUUCAGAUGUGGAAAGAUUGGCAUUUGUUAAUUAUAGUAGCACCCGGAAGCCUACUACUUAUGUAGACACUUCCCAUACCACUCCUCUUUCUGUAAUUCCCAAGGUAGUGUUAGUAUCUACUGUUCCAUCAGAAGGUGAAAUUCUAGGUGAACCCUCUCAAGACAUACGUGUCAUUGAUCAGACUCACCUUGAAGCAACUAUUUCUCCUGAAACUAUGAGAACAACAGAAAUCACACAGGGAACAACUCAGGAAGAACUCCUUUGGAAAGAACAGACUACGGAGAAACCAGUUCCUGCUCUCAGUUCUACAGCUGGCACCCCCAAGGAGGCGACACCACCACUAGAUGAACAAGAGGGCAUUGGAUCCGUAUAUACAGUCUCUGAAGAUAGAUUGGUCACGAGUUCUGAGAGGGUCCCAGUUUCAGAAACAACUCCAGUUGGAAAAAUUGAGUACAGUAUGUCUUAUCCACCUGGUGCUGUAACUGAGCACAAAGCAGAACUGGAUGAAGUGAUAACACAAACACCAAGCAUCAGGCCAAAAGUAUCUUUAAGUCCAGGGCCUGAACAAAAAUAUGAAACAGAAGAGAGUAGUCCAACAGAAUUUGUAUCACCUUUGAGUCCUUUCAGUACCCAUGUUACCCAGCUUAUAGAGGAAACCACUACUGAGAAAAGAGAGAAAACAUCCCUAUAUCAUACUGAUCUAGGCUCAGGAUUAUUUGAAAAGCCCAAAGCCACAGAACUCCCAGGAUUUUCAACAAUUAAAGCCACAGUUCCAAGUGAUACCACUGCUGCCUUCAGUUCAGUAGACAGACUUCACACAACCUCAGCAUUCAAGCCGUCUACAGCAUCCACUGAGAAACCACCUCUCAUUGACAGGGAGCCUGGUGAAGAAACAACCAGUGACUUGGUGAUCAUUGGAGAAUCAACAUCUCAUGUUCCUCCCACAGCACUGGAUGAUAUCGUACCUAAGGAAACAGAAACCGAUAUUGAUAGAGAGUAUUUCACAACUUCAAGUACACCUGCUGCUGCACAGCCAACAAGACCACCCCCAAGGGAAGGCAAAGAGGACUUUGGAACUCAGGCCCUUUCGACUCCACAACCCCCAGAGGGGACAAAAGUCCACCCUGACAUAAAUAUUUUUAUUAUUGAGGUCAGAGAAAACAAGACAGGUCAAAUGAGUGAUUUGAGUGUAAUUGGUCAUCCAAUAGAUUCAGAGUCUAAAGAAGAUGAACCUUGUAGUGAAGAAACAGAUCCAGAGCACGAUCUAAUUGCUGAAAUUUUACCUGUGUUACCUGAGUUCAUUGAAAUAGAUAUAUACCACGGUGAAGAAGACGAAGAGGAAGAUGAAGAGUGUGCCAAUGCCACUGACGUAACGACCACCCCAUCAGUGCAGUACAUAAACGGGAAACAUUUAGUCACCACAGCACCCAAGGACCCCGAAGCCGCAGAAGCUAGGCGUGGCCAGUUUGAAAGUGUCGCACCUUCUCAAAACUUCUCAGACAGCUCUGAAAGUGAUACUCAUCAGUUUUUAAUAGCUGAAAAGGAAUUGUCUACUGCCGUGCAACCUAAUGAAUCUAAAGAAUCAAGUGAAUUGCUUGAAAUGACCUGGAAGCCUGAGACUUAUCCUGAAACGCCAGAACCUUUUUCAGGUGGUGAGCCUGAUGUUUUCCCCACAGUCCCAUUCCGUGAGAGAGAAGCCACAGAAGGGACAGAAUCAGUCACGGAGAGAGGUCCUGAACUUGGUAAUCUGGUGCAUACACAUACUAAACCUGUACCUGUGUCACCUGAAGAGUCUUCAGGAGAGGCUGCCAUUGACCAAGAGUCUCAGAAGAUAGUCUUUUCAAGGGCUCCAGAAGAAACAUUUGGUGAAGAGACAGAAAAAUAUACUUCUACCACAUAUACUCCCAGUACAGUUCCAAGAUCUGUGUCUGUGUAUGUUCCAGAGGAAGGGUCCGUAACGCUAGUAGAAAAUCCACGGCCUGAUGACCCAUUGUCUACCGUAGGAAGCUCAGUAGAAAUAAUUCCUAGACAAAUUGUAGAGCUCUCAGGGAGUUCUUCAAUUCCAAUUCCAGAAGCCUCUGGGGAAGCAGAAGAAUAUAAAGAUAAAAUGUUCACCGUGGUAACUGAUUUACCACAGAGAAAUAUUACAGAUAGACUCAUUACUUUAGACACUAGCGAGAUCAUGAUCGCAGAAAGCCUUUUUCAUGUUCCUGCCACCACCAUUUAUCCGGUUUCUGAACAACCUUCUGCAGAAGUGAUGCCUACUAAAUUCGUAAGUGAAACAGACACUUCCCAGUGGGUUGUCAAUACAUCUCUUGAGGGAGAGAAAAGGAAAGAGGAGGAGGAGGGAACUACAGGUGCAGCUUCUACAGUUGAGGUACAUUCACCCACACAGGGAUCAGAUCAAUUAAUUCUACCCUCUGGAUUAGAAAGUUCAAAUGUAGCUACAGCUAUCGACUCAGCAUCUGCUACCAGGGAAAGUUUUAUGUCCUUGCCAACCCCCACACAGUCUGAAAGGGAAGCGACAAGUUCUACUCUUGCCUUUACAAAGACAAAUAUUUUAGUUAAUUUGGGGCCACAGACCACUGAGUGCAGUGGUAGCAGUCAGCUCGGGGCUCAGGUAGGGUUGACCACUCCCCCAGGCAGCCCUGUCUCUCUCUUCAUGGAGCAGGGAUCUGGAGAAGCUGCUGCUGACCCAGAAACUGCCACUGUUUCUUCAUUUUCAUUAAAUUUAGAGUCUGAAAUUCAAACCAAAAAAGCAGCAGCUGGCACUUUGUCUUCCCCUGUGGAAACUACAUUCUCCUCUGAACCAAUGGGACAAGUUUUGAGUACUGUGAUGGAAGGAGAAGUUUCUGAAAUUAUAAGCCAAACGUCCAAGGAAAAAUUGAUUUCAGAGAUAUCAGGAGAGCCAAAUCAUGGGGCAGAAAUCACAAGCUUUUCUACAGGUUUUCCUUUGGAGGAAGAUUUCAGUGGUGACUUUAAAGAAUACUCAACAAUAUCUUAUCCCAUAACAAAAGAAGAAACAGCAAUGUUGGAAGGCUCUGGGGGUGCAGCAUUUAGGGAUACCCAGAUUUCAGGGUCUACAAUACCUACUUCAAUCAAUAGCAAACCUGACUCAGAAGGACCUGGUAGCACCUUGGUCAGCACUUCAGCCUUCCCUUGGGAAGAGUUCACAGCCUCAGCUGAGGGUUCAGGUGAGCAGCUGGUCACAGUCAGCAGCUCUGUUGACCCAGGGCUUCUCAGUGCUGUGGGAAACUUUUCUGGUACAGAGUCCCCAUUUAUUGACCAAGGAUUGGAAGAAGUGGAUGCUGUCAAUGAAGCUGAUGAAAGAUUCACCAUUUUACCAACAGCAGAAGCUAAAGCUACUAAAGUUCCAAGAGAAAAGGAGGAAGUGAAGGUCGAUGGCACAAUUUCAAUGGGCUUUUCCCAAACUAUGGAGCCAGCCAAAUUAUGGUCCAGGCAAGAAGUCAGUCCUGUAACACAAGGGAGGGAAAGUGAGGCAGCAUCAGAGGAAAAGAUUCAGGAGCAAAAGUCUUUUGAAUCCCUCCGAAGCUCUCUUGCACCAGAACAAACAAUUUUUGAUUCACAAACAUUUACUGAAACUGAACUCCAAACCACAGAUUAUUCUAUACUAACAACAACAAAAACUUACAGUACUGAUAUGGAAGUGGAGGAAAAAGGCAUUUCCUUAGUUAACAUGUCUAUUCCAGAUCCAGAUGAAAAGCACUUGGAAUCAUAUACUACUCUCCCUGAAGCAACUGAAAAAUCACAUUUAUUUUUAGCUACCACCAUAGUGACUGAAUCUAUAUCAGCUGAAAAUGUAGACACAGAUUCAUCAAUCAAAAAGGAAGAAAGCAUAAAACCCUUUCACAAAGGUAUGAGACCAACAAUUAAAGAGUCAGAUGCUGAUCUCUUAUUCUCUGGACUGGGAUCAGGAGAAGAAGUUUUGCCUACUCUACCUACGGUGUCAGUGAAUUUUACUGAAAUGGAACAAAUCAGUAGCACAUUAUAUCCCCAGACUACUCAAGUGGAAAGUUUAGAAACAAGCAUCUUAAGUGAUAUAACUGAAGACCAUGAGAGAAUGGGAAAUGUUGCAAAUGAGGUCAGAUUGCUCAUUUUCAAAACAGACAACACCUCUGCAGGUAGUGAGGGGGCAUCCAGCACAACCUUCAUAGAAAUUCUAAGUGACACUGGAGCAGAAGGACCCACUACGGCACCUCUCCCUUUCUCCACAGACACUGGAUAUCCUCAAAAUCAGACUCUCAGAUGGGCAGAAGAAAUCCAGACUAGUAGACCACAAACUGUAACUGAACAAGUCUCUAAUAAGAAUCCUUCAAUGGCAGAAACUAAGGAAACAGCAACUUCUACUGAUUUUCUGGCUAGAACUUAUGGUUUUGAAACAGCCAAAACAUUUGUUACAUCAGCACCAAAACCAUCUGACUUGUUUUAUGAACAUUCUGGAGAAGAAUCUGGAGACUUGGAUAUUACUGAUUUAGUCCACACUUCUGGAACUACUCAGGCAACCAGGCAAGGAAGCACCACAUUUGUUUCUGAUACAGCCUUGGAAAAACAUCCUGAAGUGCCAAGUGCUAAAGCUGUUACUGCUGAUGGAUUCCCAACAAUUUCAGUGGUGCUGCCUCUUCAUUCAGAGCAGAAUGAAAGCUCCUCCGAUCCAGCUAGCACACUGUCAAAUACCAUGUCAUAUGAAAGGUCCACAGAAGGUGCUGCAGGUAGUUUCCAAGACCAUUUCAGAGGAUUCGAGGAUUCCACUUCAAAACCUAGCAGAAGAAAAGCCACUGAAAAUAUUAUUAUAGAUCUGGACAAAGAGGACAAGGAUUUAAUACUGACAGUAACAGAGAGUACCAUCCUUGAAAUCCUACCUGAAUUGACAUCAGAUAAAAAUACUAUCAUAGAUAUUGAUCACACCAAACCUGUGUAUGAAGACAUCCUUGGAAUGCAAACAGACAUAGAUCCAGAGGUACCAUCAGGGUCACCUGGCAGUAACGAAGACAGCACUCACGUUCAAGAGAAGUAUGAGGCAGCUGUUAACCUUUCUUUAACUGAGGAAGCAUUUGAGGGCUCUGGUGAUACUCUUCUGGUUGGCUAUGCUCAGGUGACAUAUAAUGAAUCAAUGACUUCUGAAGACAGAAGCCAAUUAGAUCACGUGGGAUUUGACUUCACAACUGGGAUCCUUGUUCCUAGCACUGAAACAGAAUUAAAUAUUUUACUUCCCACAGCAACAUCCCUGCCCAUUCCUAGUAAAAGUGCUACAGUUAAUCCAGAGAUUGAAGGACCAAAAAUUGAAGCAAAAGCCCUGGAUGACAUCUUUGAAUCAAGCACUUUGUCUGAUGGUCAAGCUAUUGCAGAUCAAAGUGAAGUAAUAUCAACCCUGGGCCAUUUGGAAAGGACACGGGAGGAAUAUGAAGAAAAGAAUUAUGUAGGUCCUUCUUUUCAGCCAGAAUUCUCUUCAGGAGCUGAGGAGGCACUGAUAGAUCAUACUCCUUAUGUAAAUGUUGGUAGUAUCGACGUUACACCUAAUGUGAUGGAAGGAACCAAUUCUCCAUAUCACACUGAUACAACAGCAGUUUCAGCGUUUGCAAAGUUGUCCUCUCAGACACCAUCAUCUCUACUCACAAUUUACUCAGGCAGCGGAGCCUCUGAACAAACAGAGGUUCCCCAGCUAAGUGCUCUGCCAGGUACAGAUGCCAGCUCAUCUCAGAUGUUUCCAGAUGAUUCUUUCAAGGAAGUUCAUGCAAAUAUUGAAGCAACUUUCAAACCAUCAAAUGAAGAAUACUUUCACGUAACCGAGCCUCCAUCCUCAUCUCCUGAUGCAGAAUUAGAACCUUCAGAAGAUGAAAGUAAACCUAAGUUAUUAGAAGAAAUGGAAGCUUCUCCCACAGAACUAAUGGCUGAGGAAGGAACGGAGAUUCCCCAAGAUUCCCAAAACAAAACCGGUGGUCAACUUUCUGGAGAAACAAUCACAGUGUUUACCAGUAUUAGAACACCCGAGGCUGGCAUUGUUAUUACAGAUGGCAGUGAAAUUAAGUUAGAAGGUGCUACGCAGUGGCCACAUUCUACUUCUGCUGCUGUGACUUAUGGGGAAGAGGCAGGUAUCUUGCACAGCCCAUGGACUUCUGAGAGGCCCACUAUUCCUUCUUACUCUCUGGAAAUAAAGCCUGAAACACAAGCAGCUUUAAUCAGAGGAGAGGAUUCCACAGUAGCAGCAUCAGGACAGCAAGUAUCAGCGAGAAUUCUUGAUUCCAAUAAUCAGGCAACAGUAAGCACUUCAGAAUUAAAUACUGAGCUUGCAACACCACCAUUUUCCCUUCUGGAAACUUCUAAUGAAACCGAUUUCCUGAUUGGCAUUAAUGAAGAGUCAGUGGAAGACACAGCAAUUUAUUUGCCAGGACCUGAUCAUUGCAAAACGAACCCAUGCCUUAACGGAGGCACUUGUUAUCCUACUGAAACUUCCUAUGUCUGCACCUGUGUGCCAGGAUACAGUGGAGAUCAGUGUGAACUUGAUUUUGAUGAAUGUCACUCUAACCCCUGUCGGAAUGGAGCCACCUGCGUUGAUGGUUUUAAUACAUUCAGGUGCCUCUGCCUUCCGAGCUAUGUUGGUGCACUUUGUGAACAAGACACCGAGACGUGUGACUAUGGCUGGCACAAAUUCCAAGGGCAGUGCUACAAAUACUUCGCCCACCGACGCACAUGGGACGCGGCUGAACGGGAAUGCCGUCUGCAGGGCGCCCAUCUCACGAGCAUCCUGUCUCAUGAAGAACAAAUGUUUGUGAAUCGUGUGGGCCAUGAUUAUCAGUGGAUAGGCCUCAAUGACAAGAUGUUUGAGCAUGACUUCCGUUGGACUGAUGGCAGCACACUGCAAUAUGAGAACUGGAGGCCCAACCAGCCAGACAGCUUCUUUUCUACAGGAGAAGAUUGUGUUGUAAUCAUUUGGCAUGAGAACGGCCAGUGGAAUGAUGUUCCCUGCAAUUACCAUCUCACCUACACCUGCAAGAAAGGAACAGUUGCUUGCGGCCAACCCCCUGUUGUAGAAAAUGCCAAGACCUUUGGAAAGAUGAAACCUCGUUAUGAAAUCAACUCCCUGAUCAGAUAUCACUGCAAAGAUGGUUUCAUUCAACGCCACCUUCCAACUAUCCGGUGUCUGGGAAAUGGAAGAUGGGCUAUGCCUAAAAUCACCUGCAUGAACCCAUCUACAUACCAAAGGACUUAUUCUAAGAAAUACUUUAAAAAUUCCUCAUCAGCAAAGGACAAUUCAAUAAAUACAUCAAAACAUGAACAUCGUUGGAGCCGGAGGUGGCAGGAGUCAAGGCGCUGAUCCGUACAAUGGCGAACAUUGGUUUUCAUCAUUUCAGCCAAAGUCCUAACUUCCUGUGCCUUUCCUAUCACCUCAAGAAGUAUUAUCAGUUGGUUUGGAUUU
Cynocephalus volans (Philippine flying lemur) is the source of this 10293-nucleotide messenger RNA. It is a transcript of the gene VCAN, whose product is annotated as versican. The transcript is spliced from 14 exons. Gene Ontology annotation, cellular component: perineuronal net; synapse. Gene Ontology annotation, molecular function: hyaluronic acid binding; calcium ion binding. NCBI's taxonomy places the organism in Eukaryota, Metazoa, Chordata, Mammalia, Dermoptera, Cynocephalidae. Gene Ontology annotation, biological process: central nervous system development; cell adhesion; positive regulation of neuroblast proliferation. The coding region runs from base 1 to 10191 and encodes 3396 amino acids. The record is from RefSeq and is a predicted model, not a curated record.